AUUUGCUCCGUAGAUUUUGCAGGUGCAAGAAAAUGUGUAAAUUGCCCUAUGACGCUGACCACAUAUCAUAAAUACUGGAGUUGUGAAAGGGAGCACAACACAUGCUUUUACUGUUAUGCGGACCUUAUAAGCGAAAAUGAGGAAGAUGACGACCGAAGUAUAGUCUGCCCAGUAUGUGGAAAAAAGCUCAAGAAAAUCCAACCAUCUGCAGGUGAAGAACACGUGUUCAUUUACGUCGAUGACUCGAACAUGUGGAUCGAAGGAAAAAAGCUUGCUGCCAAACAGGCGAAUUUAAAAUGUGUGGAGGAUCCAGGGCUGCGGUUGGACAUAGGUAAGGUAACUGAUGUAGUCGCGAGUGGUAGAGAUGUUGCUUGGGGAAUUCUCUAUGGGUCAGAACCUCCACCAAUAGACUCUGUCUGGGAGAAAAUAAGAGAACAUGGGUGGCAAGUAGUAACAUCUAAAAGAAGUGCUAUUACGAACAAGGAGAAGCAGGUGGAUCACCAGAUGGCAGUGGACAUCACCGUGCUGGUAACAGAUAGGAGCGUUGCAAAGGGAAAAAUUGUCCUUGUCAGUGGAGAUGCAGAUUUCAUCCCAGCAAUAAAAGAAGGACUGAGAACAAACUGGUCUUUUGAGAUAUGGAUGUGGGCAAGUGGCAUCUCGAAGGCAUUAAGAACCCUUAAAAAGGACAACCCAGAAUUAUUGUCAAUUCAUGAACUGGACUCCCGCUUAAAGGAUAUUUCUUUUACUAAUUUCAAAUUUAAUGCAAAGCAAGUUUCUUCACAAUUGAACAAUCGCUCCGCAGUAAUAAAGAAUUUCGAAGUAACUGAGGGAUGGGAGAAGAAACUAACUGAAAAGCUAGGAUGGCCGUUUCAGUUCUGUUGGAUAGGACCAGAGACUCUAACAGAUGUGAAGGACUAUAAAGACGUUCUCCUUAUUUUCCAGAGUCAUGCGAAGCCAAAAGAUGACAAAGCAUUUUCAGAUCAUUUUAAAGAAAUAUUUCAAAGUUUGCUAAAAAAAUACCCCGGAAAGGUGGUAAUAUAUCCAGCCUAUCGCAGAGAGUAUGCUAAAGACGAAGAGAUAUGCCUGACAAAUAGGUAUGGGUUGUUAGUAAAAGUAGAUGAGGAGCUUAGCUCCUCUGACCAGUCAGACUUGGAAGAGGGAGGUGGAGAACGGAGCCGCCCAGGCUGCGGUAAAAAGAGCACAACAAAUGAUCGUGAUACUUCCGAGCCCGAGGAAUUUAAACUCGUUCAGGGUAAACAGAGAAGGCGAGCUCAACAGUAUUCUGAACUUUGUAGACAUCGCUCCAGAUGUUCAAAAAGUUUGAAAUGUACGCAUGGCCACACUGAAGACGAAAAGAAGUUCUUUAGAAAACCCUUGAAAUUUUUGGAAUGCAAUUUCAAGAAGAAUUGCAAAUAUGGGUCUCAGUGUAAAUACGCCCACUCUAGUAAAGACAGUUUUUGUCGCCUAUGCCAUCAGUGGGGACACUUAGAAAGUGACUGUCCGGAAUGGUAA
Messenger RNA from Porites lobata, 1512 nucleotides. NCBI's taxonomy places the organism in Eukaryota, Metazoa, Cnidaria, Anthozoa, Scleractinia, Poritidae. The record is from the annotation of a GenBank genome assembly.